CUGAAGAAUGUAAAACCAAUGCUGCAGCUAAAAACAAAGAUGAUGCUGCAAAAAUCAUUGUACUGGUCUCCUUCUUUCCCCUCCUGCCUCCUUCCCUUCCUAUUACACACCCUGGAUUUCCAGCAAGGUGGCUUUUACUUGCAGCUCUGUCACUUGACAGAGAUGGAUUCUCACACGUGCCAUGCACAGCCACCUUCCUUUCCCCUGACAUGUGCUCUUCACUCCCUGCAGCUCCGUGCCGCGUUACUACUGACAGCCGCGCUUAUUCCCUCUCCACUGCCCCUCGGCGCUCCCUCCCCAGCCCCACCAGGCUGCUGCAUCCCUGCAGACCCACUGCCUGUCUGUGCGGGAGGUGCAGCAGCACUGCUCCCCUGCUGCAGUCCUGCGGGUCUGUGCGCACCGCAGAUGUCAAGCUCCUGCCGCGACCCAGCGCUCCAUAGGAGGAGCAAAUGAGCUGAGACGUCAAGGCAAAAAAUUAUAGCCAUGCGAGCUCUCCCUGUGCUCAGCUGCUGCGAGAGUGCAUACAUGGCUUGUGUGACAGCAACAGCGCACAGAAGCUGCAAUGAAAUGCAGUUAGCAAUACAGCUGGGAGACAGACAGCGAGGCAGGCACUGGUCCAGCAACUGAAAUGAUCCUACCGUGAGCCAGCCCGCAGCGCCUUCAAAAGUGGCUGACUACUGCACAGGAGCUCGUCUUUCUUUGCAAUUACUCCAGUUCCCCCGGGUGACUGCAGUGUGUGUUUCGCUUCACUCUUGUUGCUUUUUUGUUUGGUUUUGUUGGCACGGGGUUUUUUUUUUCCCUCCUGCCUCCUUCUCUCCUCCCGUGUCCUUUUCUCCAGGAUGGCGGAAGCAGAGUUGCACAGGGAGAGGCUCCAAGCCAUAGCAGAGAAAAGGAAAAGGCAGACGGAAAUAGAAGGCAAGAGACAGCAGCUUGAGGACCAGAUACUUCAGCUGCAGCAUUUCAAGUCAAAAGCUCUUCGGGAAAAAUGGCUCCUGCAGGGAAUUCCUGCUGGCUCUGCAGAAGAAGAAGAAGCCAGAAGAAAGCAGUCAGAAGAGGAUGAGCUGAAAGUGAAAAAGCUGGAAGAAAAUAUACACAGGUAGAGACUGUUUCCCUUUGUUUUGCAUAAGAAUAGUCUCUCCCGUUAAGGCUAGAAAUAUCCCUAACUCAUGCCUCCAUCCCCAUCUCUGGUGGCAGUUAACAAUAUCUGCCUAGGGAGGCUGUAAGAGACAGGCAGACAGACAGCCCAAAAUGUGUUCUCCCAGACUUCCACAG
Messenger RNA from Phasianus colchicus (ring-necked pheasant), 1272 nucleotides. The record is from RefSeq and is a predicted model, not a curated record. Lineage: Eukaryota; Metazoa; Chordata; Aves; Galliformes; Phasianidae.